AUGGCCACUGAUUCAGGGGAGCUAGCUGGCACAGAAGAUUCUGAGAAACCUGAUAGAGUUUCAUUGGAAAACAUAGUUCCUCAGGAUGCUGCAGCUUUGACAGUGGAAGCUAGAAUAAAGGAAAAAAAUACUACUUUCUCUGCUUCUGGGGAAACUGUAGAAAGGAAGAGAUUUUUCCGAAAGAGUAUUGAGAUGACUGAGGAUGACAAAGUUACUGAAUCUCCCCUCAAAGAUGAGAGAAUAAAGACUGCACCAAAUAUCCCAAGAGUAGAUAAACUUCCAACAAAUGUGUUAAAAGGUGGACAAGAAGUUAAAUAUGGACAGUGUUCAAAGACAAUUUCAGAAUCCUCAAAAGAGUGUGCCAAGGAGAAGAAUGAAAAAGAGAUGGAAGAAGAAGCAGAAAUGAAGGCUGUAGCUACCUCUCCUAGUGGCAGAUUUUUGAAAUUUGAUAUUGAAUUGGGAAGAGGAGCAUUUAAAACAGUAUAUAAAGGACUGGACACAGAAACAUGGGUUGAGGUUGCUUGGUGUGAGCUGCAGGACAGGAAAUUAACCAAAGCUGAACAGCAAAGAUUCAAAGAAGAAGCAGAGAUGUUGAAGGGUCUACAACAUCCCAAUAUAGUUCGAUUUUAUGAUUCUUGGGAGUCUAUUUUGAAAGGAAAGAAAUGUAUUGUAUUAGUGACUGAACUAAUGACAUCAGGAACAUUAAAGACGUACUUAAAACGAUUUAAAGUCAUGAAACCAAAGGUCUUGAGGAGCUGGUGCAGGCAAAUUUUGAAGGGGUUGCAGUUCUUGCACACUAGGACUCCUCCUAUCAUUCAUCGGGAUCUGAAAUGUGAUAAUAUUUUCAUCACUGGACCCACUGGAUCUGUGAAGAUUGGUGAUCUAGGACUAGCCACCUUAAUGCGUACAUCAUUUGCUAAGAGCGUUAUUGGAACUCCUGAGUUCAUGGCCCCAGAGAUGUAUGAGGAACACUAUGAUGAAUCUGUAGAUGUCUAUGCUUUUGGAAUGUGUAUGCUGGAAAUGGCUACUUCAGAGUACCCUUAUUCUGAGUGUCAGAAUGCAGCUCAAAUAUACCGGAAAGUAACGAGUGGCAUAAAACCAGCUAGUUUCAAUAAAGUCACUGAUCCUGAAGUCAAAGAAAUUAUUGAAGGAUGUAUUCGUCAAAACAAAUCUGAAAGGUUGUCUAUCAGGGACCUACUAAACCACACAUUUUUUGCUGAGGAUACAGGACUGAGAGUGGAGUUAGCAGAGGAAGAUGAUCGUUUAAAUUCAUCCUUGGCUUUAAGACUAUGGGUUGAAGACCCUAAAAAAUUGAAAGGCAAGCACAAAGACAAUGAAGCUAUUGAAUUCAGUUUCAAUUUAGAAACAGAUACACCUGAGGAAGUAGCAUAUGAAAUGGUCAAAUCUGGUUUCUUCCAUGAAAGCGAUUCCAAAGCUGUUGCCAAGUCCAUUAGAGACCGUAUGAUCUUGAUAAAGAAGACAAGGGAAAAGAAGCCAGCUGACUGUUUAGAAGAACGCAGAGAUUCUCAUUGUAAGUCUGUGGGGAAUGUGCUCCCUCAGCACCAGAAUACAACUUUAUCCCCUGCUCAGCCAACUGUGUCUGAAUGUGAAGAAACUGAAGUUGAUCAGCAUGUUCGAAAACAGCUUCUACAAAGAAAGUCACAUCAGCACUGUUCCUCUGUUGCAGGUGAUAAUUUGUCUGAGCAAGGAGCUGGAUCAGUUAUGCAUUCAGAUACUUCAAGUCAACCCAGUAUAGCCUAUUCCUCCGACCAGACAAUGAGCUCUCAAAUGGUUUCCAAGACCCUUCAGACUGAAAUAAACGUUCCAGUAAAGAUUUACCCAUCUCCGCAGCUCGGAGGACAUUACCAGCAAAUUUCUGGGUUGCAGAAGCAGCCAAAGCUGACUCAGCCUCAAGUUUUGCCUUUGGCUCAAGGUCAGUCCAUUGUUUUGCCUGUACAUGUCCCUGGGCCUCCAGCUGUUUCACAACCCCAAGUUUCCCCAGUAACUGUCCAGAAGUUCUCACAGAUUAAGCCCGUAUCCCAGCCAUUUGGAGUUGAACAACAAUCAGCUCUUCUAAAACCAGAUUUAGUUCAUAGCUUGAGUCAUGAUGUAGCACCUAUGAAGGAAAGCACCAAUAGCCCAGAUAGCCCAAGUGGAAAUGGCAAACAAGAUCGGAUUAAACAGAGAAGAGCUUCCUGUCCUCGACCUGAGAAGGGGACUAGAUUCCAGCUUAUUGUUCUUCAGGUAUCAACUUCUGGAGACAACAUGGUAGAGUGUCAGCUGGAGACACACAAUAACAAGAUGGUCACUUUCAAAUUUGAUGUUGAUGGUGAUGCUCCAGAAGAUAUUGCAGACUAUAUGGUCGAAGACAACUUUGUGCUAGAAACUGAGAAAGAAAAAUUUGUAGAAGAAUUGCAGGCUAUCGUAGGUCAAGCCCAUGAGAUCCUUCAUGUCCACUCUGAUGCAGAAAGAGGCUUUGGAGUUGACUCUAUUCCUGUGGAAUCCAGCAGUAACCAAACAGGAUCAUCUGAACAACUACAGAUAAAUUCUGCAUCCACUCAAACCAGCAAUGAGUCUGCUCCUCAGUCAUCCCCAGUUGGUCGGUGGCGUUUCUGUAUCAAUCAAACAAUAAGAAAUCGUGAGGCUCAGUCUCCUCCUCUUCACCAUUCUCUGUCUACAGUUCCUGGACUACAUCCACUUUCUAGUCCAAGAAGCACAAAUAAUAAGGAAAUAUCACAGGACACAUUGUCCACUAUAGAAAAUAAUCCAUGCCAGCAUGCAAUUUUCACCUUCAAAUCAAAACACAAGGAUUUAGUUGAUGGUAAGAUUUCUGAAUAUGCUAGUGUAAAAACUGAGCAGCCAGCUAUACUUUACCAAGUGGAAGAUGACAGGCAGAUAAUGGCACCAGUUGCCGAUAGUUCCAAUUAUACCACUACUUCUGUUCAUCCCGUUCCAGUUGAAUGUGAGGGAUUCACCACCCAAGCAUGCAUAUUCCUACCUGUGCAUCCAUAUCAGCAAGCUGCCAAUCAGGCUGAUGUACUUAUGACCCAUCCUGGAGAGUCAACUCAGAUUGCCGGUAACUCUCUUACAACGCAGACAUUUACGUCUGAUCAAAAGCCUCAAUCCUUAUCAGUGCGGCAGCCAGCUAUGGAUGCAGAAUUUAUUUCCCAGGAAGGAGAAACUGCAGUGAACACUGAGGAAAAUUCUCCUAAGACAGUCCUUCCCACUCAGACCCCAGGCCUUGAACCAACUACCCUUCUGCCCACCACUGUUCUGGAAUCAGAUGGGGAAAGACCUCCAAAAAUGGAGUUUGCAGACAACCGAAUUAAAACUCUGGAUGAAAAAUUAAGAAACUUGCUCUAUCAGGAGCAUAGUAUAUCUAGCAUCUAUCCUGAAAAUCAGAAGGAUACCCAAAGCAUAGACUCUCCAUUUUCUUCCUCUGCUGAAGAUACACUCUCCUGUUCAGUGGCAGAAGUUAUACCCAUCAGUCACUGUGGAAUUCAAGAUGGUCCUGCACAAUCCCCUAAUUUUCAGGAGACAGGCUCUAAGAUUCUUUACAGUGUGGCUGCAAGUCAGCCUGCUAAUGUAUCAGUGCUCAAAAGGGACCUGAAUGUGAUAACUUCUAUACCCAGCGAAUUGUGUUUGCAUGAGAUGUCCUCAGAUGCUUCACUUCCAGGGGAUCCAGAGGCCUGUCCUGCUGCUGUAUCAAGUGGUGGAGCCAUUCAUCUGCACACAGGAGGUGGAUAUUUUGGCCUAAGCUUUACUUGUCCUAGUCUCAAAAGUCCUAUUAGCAAGAAAUCCUGGACUCGCAAAUUUAAAAGCUGGGCAUACAGGCUACGGCAGUCAACCAGCUUUUUCAAGAGAUCAAAAGUCCAUCAAGUGGAAACAGAAGAUAUGAGACCAGCAGUUGCUCCUGAUCACAUUCCUUUGACACAAGAGUCCAUAGCUGAUACUAGGGCUUUGAGUAGAUGUAAUACGAUGAGUGGAUCAUUUCAGCAUGGUCGGUUCCAGGUGAUUACAGUUCCUCAGCAACAGACAGUGGAGGUGACAUCUUUUGGAAUAGAGCACAUACCAGCUUUCAAUCAAAUGACAAACUAUUCUAAUGAAGAAACUCUCGUCUUUACUGAAACAGCAAACUCUCAGUUGAUAGAAAUGGAACCUGCUCUGCACAAUCCACAAACUUCAUUUUCUCCUCAGAAAUUACAAGCUCUUCAUAAAACCAUUAAGGAAGAUAAUGGAAUUCCCCAAAAAAGUGACAACAUAGUAUCUUAUAGCACAGCUUGUGAGACUGAUAUAUCUUCUAUGACCCCAGAAAAGGAAUUGGAAGAAACUUUAGCCACAGGAAUUAAUAUGCAAUCUGGAGCUGAACUAUUGAUUAAGAAAAAAGAGACAAUGAUGGUUGGGACACAGACUAGCUCUGAUAGUGAAUUUUCAGCCCCUCUUACUGGCAACCAAAAGUCAGUGGCAAAGACUUGUCCAGAGAGUAAUCAGUGCCAAGAAGAACAGGCCUAUGUUCAAACACAGAGCUCACUCUUCUAUUCACCAUCUUCUCCAAUGAGCAGUGAUGAUGAAUCAGAAGUAGAGGAUGAGGAUUUAAAGAUGGAGCUUCAAAGAUUACGAGAAAAACAUAUUCAGGAGGUGGUGAAUCUUCAAACCCAGCAAAAUAAGGAGCUACAGGAACUCUAUGAACGUCUUCGAUCAUUGAAAAAUAGCAAAACCCAAUCAUCAGAGACCCCUCUGCCACCUGCAUCACCUCGUCGACCAAGAUCUUUCAAAAGCAAACUUCGAAGCCGCCCCCAAUCCCUGACACAUGUGGAUAAUAGCAUAAUUGGUACAGGUAAAGACUGCCUCAUCUUUCUCAUGCAGAAUCCACUGCACUUGGAAAAUAAUGCAGUAUCGUGCCAGCAAUCUCCAGGUAGUAAAAAAGGGAUGUUCACAGAUGACUUGCACAAACUGGUAGAUGAUUGGACCAAGGAAACAGUAGGAAAUGCUCUUACUAAGCCAAGUUUAAAUCAACUUAAGCAGAGUCAACACAAAUUAGAAAGAGACAACUGGAACAAAGCACAUGAAAAUACUUCCUCUACUGUGGGCUACACAUCAACGUGGAUUUCUUCUCUGUCACAAAUUCGUGGAGCUGCCCCAACUUCCUUACCACAAGGACUCUCACUCCCUUCAUUUCCUGGGCCAUUAUCAUCAUAUGGGAUACCCCAUGUUUGUCAGUAUAAUGCUGUUGCGGGGACAGGGUAUCCAAUACAGUGGGUAGGAAUUUCAGGAACAACACAACCGUCCAUAGUAAUUCCUACACAAUCUGUGGGACCAUUUCAGCCUGGAAUGAAUUUGCAGGCAUUUACAGCUUCACCAGGGCAGAAUCCAGCCACAAUUCCUCCAGGUCCCAAAUGA
Molecule: messenger RNA, 5400 nt
Organism: Chrysochloris asiatica (Cape golden mole)
Lineage: Eukaryota; Metazoa; Chordata; Mammalia; Afrosoricida; Chrysochloridae
Gene: WNK3
Product: WNK lysine deficient protein kinase 3
Exons: 23
Coding region: 1-5400 (1799 amino acids)
Biological process (GO): protein phosphorylation; monoatomic ion homeostasis; positive regulation of sodium ion transmembrane transporter activity
Cellular component (GO): cytosol; cytoplasm
Molecular function (GO): protein serine/threonine kinase activity; ATP binding; chloride channel inhibitor activity
Source: RefSeq, a predicted model, not a curated record